UUCCACCUCCCUGCUUUUGCGUCAAACCUCGUCUGGAAAUAUUGCCUGCGGACCAGAACCAGCUGGAAAAGUAUUCAUGCACGUGCCCCAAGCGACGCCCGCCGCUUUAAAUUCAAGAGUUACCAACGAUGGGAACCCUGGAGAUCAACUCAAAUCGAUGAGGAGGAGAAGCGUCGACACCGAGGCGGGCCUGCAGCUGCCUCCCGGGUUCCGCUUCCACCCCACCGACGACGAGCUCGUGGUGCACUACCUCCGCCGGAAGAUCGCCGGCCACCGCAUCCCUGCCCCCAUCAUCGCCGAGGUCGACCUCUACAAGCACGAUCCGUGGGACCUUCCAGAGUUGGCUUUGUAUGGGAGCUCAGAGUGGUAUUUCUACACGCCGAGGGAUCGGAAGUACCCCAAUGGUUCCCGACCGAACCGAACCGCCGGGAGAGGGUACUGGAAGGCCACCGGAGCUGAUAAACCGGUGUCGGAUCCGGGGAGUAGCGGCCGGAUUUUUGGGAUAAAGAAAUCUCUGGUCUUCUACGAAGGCAAGGCACCCAAAGGGGUCAAGACUGAUUGGAUCAUGCACGAAUACCGCCUGAUAGAUUCCGAUCAAACAGCGAACAAGAAAGGCAGCCAAAGACUGGAUGAGUGGGUCUUGUGCCGCUUGUACCAUAAGAAGAACAACUGGGACAAGAUGCAGAAAAAGCGAGCAGCUGCAUCCUCUGGAACAGCAAUGGAGUUCUCAUUGAACUCUACCGAAGAAGCAAGGUCAGACAGUCUCUGGACUUCGGAAUCUGAUGUCGAAUUUGGAGAUCGAAUUCAGCCUGCAAGGAUCAACCCAUCUCACGGCGUUUCUAAAGUAAUUCAUCAUCAGGGAAGAGCUGCCGAUCCCAUGAUAAGCAACCUUCAAAUACUGGAAAGAAUGAAAGAAGAGACGGAUUGGCUCAUGGACUUGAACCCUGAAGGAAUUCAGGGUUCUAUGGCAACACUUGGAUCGGCAUCUGAAGCUAAUGUCUCAAAUCAGUAUUAUUGUUCCACUUCAAGUAUGCUGCCAUUUUGGAAUUAGGGAGGGGCACAUUCAUUUGUUGUGUACAUUGGCUAGUGAUCCGUACACCUUCAUGAAGUAAAAUAUGAGAAUAACAAGAGAGUUGGAGAGGAAUUAUUUAAGAUUCUGACGUCAAAUACCAUAAAAUUUAUUUGUUUGUAUUCUCACUUCACAGAGGAUGGUAGAAUAGAUCUAUAUUGUUGUAAAGCAUUUUGUUGGCAUUCUAAGUAUGAUUUUAUUUUGAUGUAAUAUAAUGAUAGAUGCAAGAACUUCAAAAUGUUUCAAGCC
Zingiber officinale is the source of this 1318-nucleotide messenger RNA. RefSeq names its product NAC transcription factor 32-like. NCBI's taxonomy places the organism in Eukaryota, Viridiplantae, Streptophyta, Magnoliopsida, Zingiberales, Zingiberaceae. The record is from RefSeq and is a predicted model, not a curated record. The transcript has 3 exons. Bases 77 to 1051 code for a protein of 324 amino acids. Gene Ontology annotation, biological process: regulation of DNA-templated transcription. Gene Ontology annotation, molecular function: DNA binding.